Fundulus heteroclitus (mummichog) is the source of this 8156-nucleotide messenger RNA. It is a transcript of the gene nf1a, whose product is annotated as neurofibromin 1a. Gene Ontology annotation, biological process: regulation of GTPase activity. The record is from RefSeq and is a predicted model, not a curated record. Lineage: Eukaryota; Metazoa; Chordata; Actinopteri; Cyprinodontiformes; Fundulidae.
UCUCUUCUGUUUCACCUAAGACUUCCGGUUGCUUGUCAUGGCGGUGGGAUGGUGAACCCAACGGAAAGGGGAAAAUAUUCGCCCGCUUCGUCUUUUCUGACACAGCCUGGUCAGAUUUUCAUGUGGAAAUAAGGCUUUCCAUUCUUUCUGUAAACCUCGGAUUUCCCGCAGAGUUGCGUUUGUCCCCGAGGACGGCCAUGGCGGCUCACAAACCAGUGGAAUGGGUCCAGGCCGUGAUUACCAGAUUUGAUGAGCAGCUUCCUAUUAAGGUUGGGCAUCAGAACACACAUAACAAAGUCAGCACAGACCACAACAAGGAAUGCUUGAUCAACAUCUCAAAGUACAAGUUCUCCCUCGUUAUCAGCGGCCUCACCACUAUUCUCAAAAAUGUCAACAACAUGCGGAUAUUUGGAGAAGCUUCUGAGAAGAAUCUUUACCUUUCUCAGCUUAUCAUCCUUGACACACUUGAGAAGUGCCUGGCUGGGCAAUCUAAAGACUGCUUGCGUCUGGAUGAGACUAUGUUGGUGAAACAGUUGCUGCCAGAGAUAUGCCAUUUCAUUCACACAUUUCGUGAAGGUCACCAGCACGCUGCUGAGCUGCGUUCCUCGGCUUCAGCUGUCUUGUUCUCAUUGAGCUGCAACAACUUCAAUGCUGUUUUUAGCCGCAUUUCUACCAGGUUGCAGGAGUUGACAGUGUGCUCAGAGGACAAUGUGGAUGUUCAUGACAUUGAGCUUAUGCAGUACAUCAAUGUGGACUGUUGCAAACUGAAGAGGCUUCUGCAAGAAACCGUGUUGAAGUUCCGGGCUCUCAAGAAGCCUGCCCAGCUUGCUGUCAUCAACAGUUUAGAGAAGGCAUUUUGGAAUUGGGUAGAACAUUAUCCAGAUGAAUUUACAAUGCUAUACCAGCGUCCUCAGACAGAUAUGGCAGAAGCUGCGGAGAAGCUGUUUGACUUGGUAGACAGUUUUGCAGAGAGUGCCAAGAGGAAGGCAGCUGUAUGGCCUCUCUUGAUCAUCCUCCUCAUACUCUGUCCAGAGAUUACACAUACAAUCUCUAAAGACACAGUGGAAGAUAGCAAGGCCAACAAGAAACUCUUUUUGGAUAAUCUGCGGAAAUCUUUAGCCGGCCAGGGAGGGAGCAAACAGUUGAUGGAGAGUGCUGCUAUUGCCUGUGUCAAGCUUUGCAAAGCUUCUACCUACAUCAACUGGGAGGAUCACUCAACCAUUUUCCUUCUGGUCCAGUCCAUUGUCUUGGAUCUCAAGGCUCUGUUGUUUAACCCAGCCAAACCAUUUUGGAGGGGGACCGGCAGUCAGAAUGCUGAUGUGGAGCUCAUGGUGGAUUGCUUUGUUUCAUGUUUCCGUAUCAAUCCCCACAACAACCAGCACUUUAAGGUCUGUUUGGCCUCCUCCUCCCCCUCAACCUUCCACUUCGUCUUGGUCAACUCAUUGCACAGAAUCAUUGCCAAUUCUCAUUUAGACUGGUGGCCGAAGAUUGAUGCAGUGUACUGUUACUCUGGAGAGCUUCGCUUUAUGUUCUCAGACACCCUCACCAGGGUGAUUCAAGGCACUGGUACUCAUCCUCCUCUGCGUAUGACACCGAGUCUGACGUUUAUUGGGAAGAAAACCACAAGCCUUAAGUUCAAAGAGAAAGCCACAGAGCAAGACACUCGAAGUUACAAGUGCCUUCUCCUUGCUCUGGUCAAGCUCAUCCAUGCAGACCCUAAACUGAUGUUGCACAAUCCAGUGAAGCAAGCUCCAGAGAUCCAGAGCAGCACAGCAGAACUCAUCACUGGUUUGGUGCAACUGGUUCCUUUGAACACCACUACUCAGCUCUCACAAGAAGCCAUGGAGGCUCUGUUAGUUAUGCACCAGCCAGAGACCAUAGAGCUGUGGAACCCCGAUACCCCCAUUGAGACAUUUUGGGACAUCAGUUCACAGGUGCUUUUCCUAAUCUGCCGCAAAUUAGUUGGCCAGCAGAUGGUGAAUAGAACAGAAGUUCUGAAAUGGCUGAGAGAGAUCCUUAUUUGCAGGAACAAGUUUUUGCUCAAGAAUAAGGAUUGUGCUACUAUAGGGGGUGGCAUUCCCAUCUGUCGCCAAGCACAGACUAAACUUGAAGUCUGUCUCUACCUGUUCCUCUGGAGCCCAGACACAGAGGCUGUGCUGGUAGCUAUGUCAUGUUUCCGUCAUCUGUGUGAGGAGGCAGACAUCCGCAGUGCAGCUGAUGAAGUACCUGUCCAGACAAUUCUCCCAAAUUAUGCCACUUUUAGUGAACUGGCUUCUGUGAGCACCAUGGUAGGAACAGGCCGUUCCACCUUACAAAAAAGAGUGAUGGCCUUGUUAAGAAGAAUAGAGCACCCCACACCAGGAAACAUUGAGGCUUGGGAGGAUACAUACACUAAAUGGGACCAGAGCACCAAGCAGAUACUCAAUUUCCCUAAAAAUAAAGCCGAUGACGGACAGCAGGAGUGGAUAAACAUGACAGGCUUCCUCUGUGCUCUGGGGGGUGUAUGUCUUCAGCAGCGCAACACUCCAGGCCCUGCCACUUACAGUCCGCCUAUGGGCCCGUUUAGUGAACGUAAGUCCUCCAUGAUCUCGGUGGGGCCUUGUGAUACGACUAACCCCACGCCUUCUUCCUGCCCUUCAUCUACCUCCAACGAAACGCCUGUCAGCCGCUUUCUGGACCGACUGCUAGCACUCUUGGUGUGUGGCCACGACAGGGUGGGCCUUCAUGUCCGCACCAAUGUCAAAGACCUACUGGGACUAGAACUGAGUCCUGCACUCUACCCCAUGCUCUUCAACAAACUGAAAAACAGCAUUGGGAAGUUCUUUGACACCCAGGGACCGGUACCUAUCAAUGAGACAAACACACAGUUUGUGGAGCAGACCAUAGCCAUCAUGAAAAACCUGUUGGAUAACAACACAGAAGGCAGCUCUGAACACCUAGGACAGGCCAGCAUUGAAACCAUGAUGCUCAACUUAGUCAGGUAUGUGCGUAUCCUGGGUAAUGCGGUCCAUGCAAUUCAGAUCAAAACCAAGCUUUGUCAGCUGGUUGAGGUGAUGAUGGAGAGACGAGAUGACCUAUCCUUCUGCCAGGAGAUGAAGUUCAGGAACAAGAUGGUGGAGUACUUAACAGACUGGGUCAUGGGAACCUCGAACCAAGCUGCUGAUGAUGAUAUAAAGUGCCUGACAAGAGACUUGGACCAGGCCAGUAUGGAGGCGGUAGUAUCCCUUUUGGCUGGUCUACCUCUGCAGCCAGAGGAGGGCGAUGGUGUAGAGUUGAUGGAGGCGAAGUCUCAGCUCUUCCUCAAGUACUUCACCUUGUUCAUGAACCUGCUGAAUGACUGCAGCGAGGUUGAGGAUGAGGGUCAGACGGUGGGGGGCCGGAAGAGAGGAAUGUCCCGACGCCUGGCAUCCCUUCGCCAUUGCACUAUUUUGGCCAUGUCCAACUUGCUCAAUGCUAAUGUGGAUAGUGGUCUUAUGCAUUCCAUUGGCUUAGGCUAUCACAAGGAUCUUCAGACUCGAGCUACUUUUAUGGAGGUGCUGACAAAGAUUUUGCAACAGGGAACAGAGUUUGACACGUUGGCAGAGACUGUACUGGCUGACCGCUUUGAGAGGCUAGUAGAGCUUGUUACCAUGAUGGGAGACCAAGGAGAGCUGCCUAUUGCUAUGGCACUGGCUAAUGUUGUUCCUGGGUCUCAGUGGGAUGAGUUGGCUCGAGUUCUCGUGACCCUUUUUGAUUCCCGCCACUUACUCUACCAGCUGCUGUGGAACAUGUUUUCUAAAGAGGUAGAACUGGCUGACUCCAUGCAGACUCUCUUUAGAGGAAACAGCCUUGCCAGCAAAAUAAUGACAUUCUGUUUCAAGGUAUAUGGAGCAGCAUACCUGCAGAAGUUAUUGGAGCCCUUAUUAAGGGGAGUAAUUUCAACCUCUGAACACAUCACUUUCGAGGUGGACCCUACAAGACUGGAACAUGAUGAAAACCUAGAGGAGAACCAGAGGAAUCUGCUCCAGAUCACUGAGCGCUUCUUCCAGGCCAUAAUUGGCUCAUCCAGUGACUUCCCCCCACAACUUCGCAGCGUUUGUCAUUGUCUCUACCAGGCUACUUGCCACUCUCUACUGAAUAAGGCAACACUAAAAGAAAAAAAGGAAAACAAAAAAGCAGUCGUGAGUCAGCGGUUCCCACAAAACAGCAUAGGUGCUGUGGGUAGUGCCAUGUUCCUACGGUUCAUCAACCCAGCCAUUGUGUCCCCUUAUGAGGCUGGCAUCUUGGAUAAAAAACCCUUGCCCAGGGUAGAACGAGGUCUCAAGCUCAUGUCCAAGAUUCUACAGAGUAUUGCAAACCAUGUCCUUUUUACAAAAGAAGAACAUAUGAGGCCUUUCAAUGACUUUGUUAAAAGCAACUUUGAUUCUGCAAGAAGGUUUUUCUUGGACAUAGCCUCUGAUUCUCCACCCAGUGACUCAGUCAACCACAGUUUGUCGUUCAUCAGUGAUGGCAAUGUGUUGGCUCUCCACCGCCUGCUGUGGAAUAACCAGGAGAGGAUUGGCCAGUACCUCUCCAGUAACAGAGACCACAAGGCAGUAGGCAGGCGACCGUUUGACAAGAUGGCGACCCUGCUUGCCUACCUAGGACCCCCAGAACACAAGCCUGUGGCUGACACUCACUGGUCUAGUCUCAAUUUGACCAGCUCCAAAUUUGAGGAGUUCAUGACCAGGCACCAGGUUCAUGAAAAGGAAGAGUUCAAAGCCUUAAAGACGCUAAACAUAUUCUACCAGGCAGGCACCUCCAAGACUGGCAACCCUGUGUUCUACUAUGUGGCCCGCAGGUUCAAAACAGGCCAAAUUAAUGGUGACCUGCUUAUCUACCAUGUACUUCUCACCCUAAAACCGUACUACGCUAAGCCCUACGAGAUAGUUGUUGACUUAACCCAUGUUGGACCCAGCAAUCGCUUCAAGACUGACUUUCUGUCGAAGUGGUUUGUGGUGUUUCCUGGCUUUGCUUAUGAGAAUGUGGCAGCUGUUUAUGUCUACAACUGCAACACAUGGGUGAGGGAGUACACCAAGUAUCACGAGAGGCUACUGACUGGCCUGAAGGGCAGCAAGCGGCUUCAGUUUAUUGACUCUCCAGCGAAGUUGGCAGAACACAUUGAACCUGACCAACAGAAACUCCCAGCAGCCACUUUGACUUUGGAAGAAGACCUCAAAGUGUUCCACAAUGCUCUCAAGCUGGCCCACAAAGACACAAAAGUCUCAAUAAAGGUGGGCUCCACAGCAGUUCAGGUGACCUCAGCCGAGCGUACCCGUGUUCUUGGCCAACCUGUCUUCCUCAAUGAUGUUUAUUACGCCUCAGAGAUCGAAGAGAUUUGCCUGGUAGAUGAAAGUCAGUUUACCCUUACCAUGGCCAACCAGGGAACACCUCUCACAUUCAUGCACCAAGAAUGUGAUACUAUCGUCCAGUCCAUAAUACACAUCCGUACCCGUUGGGAAUUGUCUCAGCCUGACUCAAUUCCCCAACACACAAAGAUCCGUCCAAAAGAUGUCCCAGGGACUCUUCUCAACAUUGCUCUGCUCAACUUGGGGAGUUCUGACCCAAGCCUCCGGUCUGCGGCUUACAAUCUCCUCUGUGCUUUGACUUGCACGUUUAACCUUAAGAUAGAAGGGCAGCUAUUGGAGACAUCCGGUCUCUGCAUCCCAGCAAACAACACACUUUUUAUUGUUUCCAUCAGCAAGACCCUUGCUGCAAAUGAGCCGCAUCUGACACUGGAGUUCUUGGAGGAAUGUAUCUCUGGCUUCAGCAAGUCCAGUAUUGAGCUCAAGCAUCUCUGCUUGGAGUACAUGACACCCUGGCUUCUAAACCUGGUUCGCUUCUGUAAACAUAAUGACGAUGCCAAACGUCAACGUGUCACAGCCAUCCUAGACAAACUUAUCACCAUGACAAUAAAUGAAAAGCAGAUGUAUCCCUCCAUCCAGGCAAAGAUCUGGGGCAGCCUUGGCCAAAUAACAGACCUGCUUGAUGUGGUGUUAGACAGUUUUAUUAAGACCAGUGCGACAGGAGGCCUAGGCUCCAUCAAAGCAGAGGUCAUGGCUGAUACGGCUGUCGCUCUGGCUUCAGGAAAUGUGAAACUGGUGUCCAAUAAGGUUAUUGGUCGGAUGUGUAAGAUCAUUGACAAGACAUGCCUGUCACCAACUCCUACGCUGGAACAGCAUCUUAUGUGGGAUGACAUUGCCAUCCUGGCCCGCUACAUGCUCAUGCUGUCCUUUAAUAACUCUCUGGAUGUUGCAGCCCACCUGCCAUACCUAUUCCAUGUAGUGACACUACUAGUAGCCACUGGGCCACUGUCCCUAAGAGCCUCUACCCAUGGUUUGGUUAUUAACAUCAUUCAUUCACUGUGCACCUGCUCUCAGCUCAGCUUCAGUGAGGAGACAAAGCAGGUCCUGAGGCUGAGCCUGACAGAAUUUUCAUUGCCAAAGUUUUAUCUACUGUUUGGCAUCAGCAAAGUCAAGUCAGCUGCUGUCAUUGCCUUCCGCUCCAGCUACAGAGACCGCUCCUUCUCACCAGGCUCUUAUGAGAGGGAAACGUUUGCCCUGUCCUCUCUGGAGACUGUCACUGAGGCCUUACUGGAAAUUAUGGAGGCUUGUAUGAGAGACAUCCCAACCUGCAAGUGGUUAGACCAGUGGACCGAGCUUGCACAAAAGUUUGCAUUCCAGUACAACCCAUCUCUACAGCCCAGAGCACUGGUCGUCUUUGGCUGCAUUAGCAAGAGGGUGACUCACAGCCAGAUUAAGCAGAUCAUCCGAAUCCUCAGCAAAGCCAGCCCUCUGCUCAGCAUAGACCGGGGUCUGGAGAGCUGUUUGAAGGGACCUGACAAUUACAACAGCCAAGUAUUAAUUGAGGCCACUGUGAUCGCUCUGACCAAACUGCAACCUCUACUCAGCAAGGAUUCUCCAAUGCACAAAGCUCUGUUCUGGGUGGCAGUAGCGGUGCUGCAGCUGGAUGAAGUCAAUUUAUACUCUGCUGGAACUGCUCUCUUGGAGCAAAAUCUCCACACUCUUGACACAAUGCGCAUCUUCAAUGACAAGAGUCCAGAGGAAGUUUUUAUGGAAAUUAGACGUCCUUUGGAAUGGCACUGUAAGCAAAUGGAUCAUUUUGUGGGUCUUAAUUUUAGUGCCAACUUCAACUUUGCAUUAGUGGGCCACUUACUCAAAGGCUACAGACACCCUUCACCUACCACAGUGGCAAGGACAGUGCGGAUCCUGCACACACUGUUGGCUCUAACAAGCAAACAUCUGAAAUGUGACAAGUUUGAGGUCAACACACAGAGCGUGGCCUAUUUAGCUGCAUUGCUCACUGUAUCUGAGGAAGUUAGAAGUCGGUGCAGUCUCAAACACAGGAAGUCACUGCUUAUUUCUGAACUGUCUAUGGACCCAGUACCCAUGGAGACCUACACCAGUCAUAUCACCAAUACCACCUGCAGAACUGUGCAAGAACCACAGCCAUGGACAUCACCUCAAGUUUCAGAACGUUAUCUUUCUACCCAUCAUUACCCCACAAUGGGCCAGAUCAGCCCACGAACACGCAAAUCCAUGAGCCUGGACAUGGGCCAACCGUCACAGGCCAACACAAAGAAACUUCUUGGCACCAGAAAGAGCUUUGACCAUCUCAUAUCAGACUCUAAAGCACCCAAAAGACCAGAGAUGGAGUCUGGGAUGACCACCCCUCCGAAGAUGAGGCGUGUAGCAGAGAAUGAGAUUGAGACACAAAGAAUUGGAAAUUCUCACCUUCGAAAAGUGUCUGUAUCAGAGUCCAAUGUUCUACUGGACGAGGAGGUACUGACUGACCCAAAAAUCCAGGCUCUUCUGCUCACUGUGCUGGCCACCCAGGUCAAAUACACCACUGAUGACUUUGACCAACGGAUUUUGUAUGAGUACUUAGCUGAAGCUAGUGUUGUAUUUCCAAAGGUUUUUCCAGUUGUUUAUAAUUUAUUGGACUCCAAGAUCAACACUGUGUUGUCCAUGUGCCAAGACAUCAACCUCCUGAACCCUGUCCAUGGGAUUGUACAGAGUGUUGUGUAUCAUGAGGAGUCUCCUCCUCAGUACCAGCCUUCAUAUUUACAAAGCUUUGGCUUUAAUGGACUCUGGAGAUUUGCCGGACCUUUUUCUAAG